Messenger RNA from Colletotrichum orchidophilum, 1413 nucleotides. RefSeq names its product aminotransferase. Gene Ontology annotation, molecular function: pyridoxal phosphate binding; transaminase activity. The transcript is spliced from 4 exons. The record is from RefSeq and is a predicted model, not a curated record. Gene Ontology annotation, cellular component: cytosol. NCBI's taxonomy places the organism in Eukaryota, Fungi, Ascomycota, Sordariomycetes, Glomerellales, Glomerellaceae. Bases 1 to 1413 code for a protein of 470 amino acids.
AUGGUUCUCAAACCCCUUGAUACUGUGGAGUUCACUGAUGCGAGCAACUCGCCAGUGCUCCAUCGAGAUCUACGGGGUCAAUUUGCACGCAUAGUUGGCGGUGAAGGUCACCACUAUGUGGUAGAAGGCGGCAGGAAGCUCUUUGACGCUUCUGGAGGCGCUGCGGUCGCUUGUCUCGGUCAUGGGGACAAGAGGGUGGCAGAUGCCAUGGUGCGGCAGAUCAACAGUAUCGCAUAUAGCCCUUCGACGUUCUUCACGACCCCCGCUUGCGAGAAAUUGUGUCAAUUUCUCGUUGAUUCCACCAGCGGCCAGAUGUCACGGGCCUACCUAGUCAGCAGCGGAUCCGAGGCCAUGGAGGCAGCGAUGAAGCUCGCACGGCAGUUCUUUCUAGAAAAGGAUACACCAGAACCCCAGAGACAUCUCUUCAUAGCUCGAGAAAGGUCUUAUCAUGGAACGACUCUGGGCGCCCUCUCGAUGGGGGGUCAUGUGACUCGGCGAGCCAAGUUUACACCGAUGCUACUCGACCAUGUUGUCUCCCAUGUGUCUCCAUGUUAUGCAUAUAGGGGUAAAGCGCCCGGGGAAUUGGACGGCUCAUACGUAGCCCGCCUUGCCAAGGAGCUUGACGAAGAGUUUACCCGCGUAGGACCGGAGAAUGUAUGCGCCUUUGUGGCGGAACCAGUUGUCGGAGCUGCCCUGGGCUGUGUCCCAUCCGUGAGCGGCUAUUUCCAGGCUGUGAAGUCAGUCUGCGAUCGACAUGGAGCACUUCUUAUCAUGGACGAAGUUAUGAGUGGCAUGGGCCGCUCUGGGACCCUCCACGCUUGGGAGGGCGAGGGGGUGGUGCCCGACAUUCAGGCGAUUGGCAAGGGCCUAGCCGGGGGGUAUCAACCGAUCGCAGGCAUUCUAGUCAACAAGGGUGUAGCCGAGGUAUUAGAGAAGGGUUCGAGUUGUUUCGUUCAUGGGCACACGUAUCAAGGUCACCCUGUCGCGUGCGCAGCAGCACUUGAAGUACAGCAAAUCAUUGAGUCGGGUGGUCUUCUCGCCAACGUACGAGCCAUGGGCCAAGUGCUGUCGGAACUCUUGAGGGAUGGCCUCAGGGACGAACCUUACGUGGGAGAUAUCCGUGGCAAGGGACUCUUUUGGGGCAUUGAGUUUGUGCGGGACAAGUUGAGCAAGGAGCCUUGGCCCAGGGAAGCACAGGUGGCAAUGGAAAUCAGCGAUAUUGGGCGCACCGAGGCUUACGGUAUCGUGGUUUAUCCUGGAGCGGGGACUGUGGACGGCGUACUAGGUGAUCAUAUCAUUGUCGCGCCGCCGUAUACCGUGACACGGGACGACGUUACUUUCAUUGCCGAAACGGUGGUGAAGCUGGUAAGGGAAUAUUUCGCAGGACUGGAACAGCCCCGACCGGCCAUUUGA